Meriones unguiculatus (Mongolian gerbil) is the source of this 1462-nucleotide messenger RNA. RefSeq names its product H-2 class I histocompatibility antigen, K-D alpha chain-like. The coding region runs from base 28 to 1044 and encodes 338 amino acids. Gene Ontology annotation, cellular component: external side of plasma membrane. The record is from RefSeq and is a predicted model, not a curated record. Gene Ontology annotation, molecular function: signaling receptor binding; peptide antigen binding. Gene Ontology annotation, biological process: antigen processing and presentation of endogenous peptide antigen via MHC class I via ER pathway, TAP-independent; positive regulation of T cell mediated cytotoxicity; immune response. NCBI's taxonomy places the organism in Eukaryota, Metazoa, Chordata, Mammalia, Rodentia, Muridae. The transcript has 6 exons.
CGCGGGGCUCAGGCGCGCGGGAACCAGAUGGGGGCGAUGGCGCCGCGCGCGCUGCUCCUGCUGCUGGCGGCCGCCCUGGCCCCGACCCAGACCCGCGCGGGCUCACACUCGCUGCGGUAUUUCUCCACUGCCGUGUCCCGGCCCGGCCUCGGGGAGCCCCGGUACAUGGAAGUCGGCUACGUGGACGACACGGAGUUCGUGCGCUUCGACAGCGACGCGGAGACGCCGAGGAUGGAGCCGCGCGCGCCGUGGAUGGAGCGGGAGGGGCCGGAGUACUGGGAGGAGGAGACACAGAGAGCCAAGAGCAACGAGCAGAUUUACCGAGGGAACCUGAGGACCCUGCUCGGCUACUACAACCAGAGCGAGGGCGGCCCUCACACCUUCCAAAGGAUGCUCGGCUGUCACAUGGGUUCGGACGGGCGCCUCCUCCACGGGGACCUUAAAUUUGCCUAUGAUGGCAAAGAUCACAUCGCCCUGAACGAGGACUUGACGUCGUGGACAGCGAUGGACACGGCGGCGCUGAUCACCAAGCGCAAGCUGGAGGAGGCUGGUGAAGUAGAGAGACACAGAGCUUUCCUGGAAAGCGAGUGCGUGGAGUGGCUCCGCAGACACCUGGAGCUCGGGAAGGACACGCUGCUGCGCACAGAUCCCCCAAAGGCACAUGUGACCCAUCAGCCCAGACCUCAAGGUGACAUCACCCUGAGGUGCUGGGCCCUGGGCUUCUACCCUGCUGACAUCAGCCUAAUCUGGCAGAGGGAUGGGGAGGACCUGACCCAGGACAUGGAGCUUAUUGAGACCAGGCCUUCAGGGGAUGGAACCUUCCAGAAGUGGGCAGCUGUGGUGGUGCCUCCUGAGAAGGAGCAGGAUUACACGUGCCAUGUGCACCAUGAGGGUCUGCCUGAGCCCCUCACCCUGAGAUGGGAGCCUCCUCAGCCCACUGUCACCAUCAUGGCAGUCAUUGCUGUUCUGGUUGUCCUUGGAGCUGUGGUCAUCAUUGGAGCUGUGGUGGCUGUUGUGAGGAAGAGGAGGAGAAACACAGCAUGAAGACAGCUGCCUGGAGGGAAUUGUGACAGACAAUGUGUUCAGGUCUCUCCUGCGACAUCCAGAGCCCUCAGUUCUCUUUAUAAUGGCGUCUUAAGUUCCUUUUGAUUCUGUGGGCUCAGUGUGAAGAACUGGACUCCAGCCCACCUCUGCACAUCAAGACCCUCUCCCUGCACUGCCCUGUGUUCCCUUCCACAGCCAACCUUCCUGGUCCAGACACGCAGGAAGGGACAUCUCCAUCCUGUCAGCUCCAUGCUGCCCUGAGCUGCAGCUGCUCACUUCCCCACUGAAAAUAAGAAUCUGAAUGUGAAUUUGAUUGUUCAUGUCCUUGAUCUGACAGGUUGAUUGGCAGGAAAAGAAAAGAAUUGAGAAUACUUAAGAGUUUUCUCCAGGAAAUAAAUGGCAGAUGGAGAACCUUCCA